AUGAACGAUCCAGCAGGCGACGUUUCCGCAAAAGAGAUUUCACACAUCCCUGCUCCAGGCGAUCAGUGCGACUUAUGCGAAGCCGGCGACAUUCGCGAGCUGUGCGACGCCGUUCUCCCACCGGCGACAGCAGGGUGUGAGGGUACAGCGACAGGAGCGGAAUCCGAGCAGAGAGUGGGUGAUGGGGAUAGGUGGGGAGAAUGCGGUGAGGCGGAAGAAGCGCGCGCACAGCGGGGGAGGAACCCCACCCCCGAGGCGGUCGACGUUGCAGCAGGAAUGAGCCCCGGCGAAGUCUUUGCGCGGACUCUGAAGCUAGAGGCGGAAGAAGCGUGCGCGCAGCGGCGGCGGAGCCCCACCCCCGAGGGAGUCUCCGCGCGGACUCCGAAGCUAGAGGCGGAAGAAGCGUGCGCGCAGCGGAGGCGGAGCCCCACCCCCGAGGCGAUCGAUAUGAUGAGCCUGCUGCAGGGGCUCAGCGACGGGGAGGAGGAGGCGGAGGAGGGAGCGGAGGCGGACGGGGAGGGGGAGGAAGACGCUGAGGGUGGAAGAGAAGCGGAGGGGGAGAGGGAGGAGGCGGGAGAAGAGGCGGAUGGGGAGGAGGGUGAGGGGGAAGAACGCGACAGGCAAGGGGGUGAGGUGGGAGAGGAAACAGACGGGGAGGAGGGUGAGGCGGGCGGAGUGGUGGACUGGCAGGGGGACGGCGAAAAGGAGGGGGAAGAGCGAGCAGCCGUGCGGCAGCAGCAGGGGCAUGGAGGGAGUGAAGCAGACCAGUCCCACUUGCUGCCCCUGCUGUCCCCACAUUCUCCGCAGUCCCAGCAUUCUCCUCAAUCCCAACAUUCUCCGCAACCCCAGCAGCUUUCACAGCCUCAGCUACAGGAGCAAACUCAAGAGCCGGAACGAACUCAGGAGCUGCAGCAACGUCAAGAUUCGCAGCGUUGUCAAACGGAGCCCGAGUUGGGUGCUGAUAAUGGCCACGACGAGCAGGUGCUGUUAGCUCCUCGUGCGGUUGAGUACGGUGGGGAGGGUGUGGCAGCCGUGGAAUGGAAUGCUGUUGGUCACCAAUGCGGUGUAGAAGAUGGUGGCACUGUAGUGGCUGUAACGGAGUGUAACACUGUGACGGAGUGUAGCACGGGGAAGAAGAGGGGAGGAAGCGGAAGCGGGAGAGGUGGUGGGGAAGGGGGGUGGAGAGGAGGCGGGGAAGAGUUAUGGCUGGACGAUGAAUGUUUGGAGGAGUUGGGUGCGGUGGAGGUGUGUUUGGAGGAGAGCGUUCAGUCGAACGAUGUGGAGGUGGAGGGGAUGGGGGGGAGGGGCGGGGGAGGAGAGGGGGGGAGCGCGGUGGAGUGGGGAGGCGGGGGCGAGGGGGAUGAGGUUGACGGGGGGACGAGUGGGGAGAGCCUUUUGAAGGGCACGAGAGGGGAGGAAGUGAAGAAGGGAGAGGAGGGAGAGGAGGGGGAGGAGGGAGAGGAGGGGGAGGAGGGAGGGGAGGGAGAGGAGGGAGAGGAGAGAGAGGAGGGAGGGGAGGGAGAGGAGGGAGAGAAGGGAGAGGAGGGAGAGGAGAGGGGGGAGCGAAAUGCGCGUUUGGGGGAUCUAGAGGAUGGUGAGGGAGUGGAUGAUGGGAAGGGUGUGGCGGAGGAAAGGGGAGUGGUGGAUGGGGAAGGGGUAAAAGAUAAGGAGGGAGCUGAUGGCCGGGAGGGGUUGGAAGAUGAAGAUGGGAAGGGACCGGAGGAUGGGGAGGAGAUGAGGGAUGUUGAUAAGAUUGGAGGGAAGAACGAGGAGGGAGAGGAUUGGGGAAACUGGGAGGGUGGGAGAAUUUGGGUUGACAGAGAGGAAGGUGAGGAGAGGGCGAGAGACAGACGGAUGGACGACGAGGGAGGGUUGGGAGAUGCGAGGAGGGAAGAAAAGGAGGUCGAAGGUGGUGAGGCGGGAGGAGAGGGGAGUCAGAAAGCAGGGGAGGCUGACGCAGAUGGGGCAGGGGGGCAGACGAGGAGGAGAGAAGAACAAGGGGGUGAAGCAGAAGGGACAGGAGGCGAGGCGAGGAGGGAGGAUCAGGGGCGGGGCGGAGGUGGGAAGGGGCGGUACUGGGGGCUGGUGAGCGUCGGUGUGCUGGCGUGGUUGAGAGAGGAGGGGACGGAGGAGGGGAGGGGGGAAGUGAGGGAAGAAGUGAGACAGGAAAUGAGGGAGGAAGAGAGGGAGGAGAGGGUGGAGAGGGAGGAGAGGGAGGAGAGGGAGGAGAGGGAGGAGAGGGAGGAGAGGGAGGAGAGGGAGGAGAGGGAGGAGAGGGAGGAGAGGGAGGAGAGGGAGGAGAAGGAGGAGAGGGAGGCGGAGCACGUAACAGGUGCAGGGGGACUGGAGGAGGAUGAAGACUUGGUGGAGGAUGGGGAGGUGAGAGGGGUGACUCCCCUCAUGGCAGGCAGCAGCAGCGCCAUGGCUGCAGAGUACGAGCAGCACGUGCGGAGGGACGAAGAUUCGGGCGCUUUGGAAUCCCUCCUGGCGGAAAGCAGAGCGGUGGUAACGCGUGGAGGGUGGGAAGAGGACGAGGAGGGAGGGCGUGGGUUAAGCCCUCUCCUGGCGAGCAGCAGAAUAGCCAUGAGCAGAAUGGAAGAGGCGUGGAGGGAAGGCGUGGGGGAGAGGAGUACCGGGAGUGUGGUUGUGAUUAGAAUGGAGGCGGACGGGAAGGAGGAGGAAGAAGAGGAGGGUUCAGGGGUGGUGUCCAUGCUUUGUGCGGAAGGGAAUGGGAUGGAGGAAGGAGGUGGGAGCAAAGAAGGGGUUGAGGGAGGAGAGAGAGGCGAGAGGGCUGGGGAAGGAGAAGGGGGUUUGUUGUCUGGGAGUAAACCAGACGUGAUUUCAGAGUUAGCUCAGAAGUCAUUAGAGGCCAAGGGAAGAGAGGCGGCUAAAAGGGCUGGCAAGCGAAAAGGGGAUGAAUCAGCUGGGAGUAGAGCAAAGCAGGGCAGAGGUGCUGCAGAGGAAUGGGUUGGGCGGGGUGAGAAAGCCGUUGUUACUGUUACUCGGGCUGCUGGUUCCGAAGGGGAGCAGAGAGAGGGAGAGCAGGGAGAGCAGGGAGAGCAGAGAGAGCAGGGAGAGCAGAGAGAGCAGAGAGAGCGGUUCGUGUUUGAUCCAGACUUACUCGCCUCCAUGGAGGACGUCUUUAAUCGACAUAGUGCUGCUGACUGGAGCAAGGUCACCCCGCCCACCAGCCCUGAGAAAGGCGAACACGCAAAGGAGGAAGCUGCUGGUGCAGGUGGUGGGGGUGGGCAGGAGGUGGGAGGAGGUGACGAGCAGGGCGGUUCAAGAUCAGCGCGGCUGGUCGCUGGGUUAGGAGAAGCGGCAGGUGGUGGGAGAAAAGAUUCGCUGCUUUCAGAAGUGGGGCUGCCUCAGGUGCCUCAUGAUCCAGCAGCACAAGUGCUGUUAUCCCCAGGUGAUUCUUCAGGUGCAGCAGAGAGUGUGUUGGUUUCACAGAUGUCUGAGGGUCAGGUCAGAACGGACAGGCCAUAUACCUCAGGAGUUAUUCCAGGUGCAGAGGGGCUGCAGCUGAGAGGUGAUCUGAACCUAGAGAAUGUACCGAGCCUAGGGAAGGUGCCGAGCCUAGAGAAGGUGCCGAGCCUAGAGAAGGUGCCGAACCUAAAGAGAGUCCUGAGUGUCGAGAACGAGGAUGCAGCAAACCUGCCAACCUGUGAGACUGUGUCGAGUGCACAGGAAAUGCCGCGCCUACAGGAGGUGCCGAGCCUACAGGAGGUGCCGAGCCUACAAGAGGUGCCGAGCCUACAAGAGGUGCCGAGCCCAGACGAGUCUAUGAGUCCGAAGCUGCCCCCAAGCCCAAGGGGUGGGGUGACCAACUAUACAAGCCCCUAUAAGCUCACAAGCCCUUACAGUCACAGCAGUUCGUUUAAGCAUGGCAGCCCUUGCAAGCACGGGAGCCCUUACCAGCGCAGCCACCCGUACAAGCACAGGCGCCUAAAGUCAGACAUGUCUGCAAGCCCAGCAAGCCCAAGCACCCUAGCACCGAUGCAAGCACAAGCACCAGUGCACAGUAGCCCUCACACGCACGAAAGCCCUUACCAGCGCCACCCAUACAAGCACAGGCGCCUAAAGUCAGACAUGCCUGCAAGCCCAGCAAGCCCAAGCACCCAGAGUAACAGUCAUCAUACUCAAGGUAGUCCUGGCCGGCUGCUUUUCCUCUCUAUAAGCAGCCUCCGUUUCUCUGCUGGCGCUGCUUCUGGCUCUCGUACCAGCGCUGUUACUGGUGGUGAGAGGGACGGCGGCUCUGGUUGCAGUGGCGGCUAUGCCACUGCUGCUGGUGCUGGUGUCGGUGCUGCUGGUGCUGCUGUUGGCGGUGCCAGCUGGCGGAUUGGCGUGAACAGUGCUUCUCUGCGCCGACUCCUCUCCUCUGCUGCUUUGAAUGGCGAUGAGGGGAGGGGAAAAGAGCAAAAGGCUGAAUUGGAUAGUGUUGGGCGGAAUGCGGAAGCGAUUGGGGGAGAGGUGGGUGCAGUGAGGGCAGAAGAGGAGGGAGAAGCAGCGACGCGUGAGGCAGCAGUAGCAGUAGCGAUGAAGACAUGCUGCGAGGGCUUCCCAUGGGUGAUGCUCCAUGCUAAUCGGCCACUCCUCCCUCUCCCUGCCGCACCGCACAGCCUUGGGGGCGCUGCUGCUGUGCUGCGCGUGGGGGAGAAGGGGCUGCUUGCUUCUGCCUUGGGGCGACUUUUCCAGCCGCCUAAAGACCCUUGA
Molecule: messenger RNA, 4716 nt
Organism: Closterium sp. NIES-65
Lineage: Eukaryota; Viridiplantae; Streptophyta; Zygnematophyceae; Desmidiales; Closteriaceae
Source: the annotation of a GenBank genome assembly